AUGCUAGAAAAUGAGGUAAACCCAACUCUCAGCAAGUCAACUGGCCUGCCAAGGAAACGCUUCUACAGAGCACGAGCACAUAGCAACCCACUGAGUGACUCACACUUCCCUGUUCCAAUUUCCCCUUCUCAUGUUGAAUAUUCAGUUCAUUACCCUCAAUUUUUCCCUUCAUCUGAUCAAGUGGAUAGUUCCAAAAAGAUUCAGUUUGCGGAUGUUGGUUGUGGUUUUGGAGGGCUACUUGUUAGUCUUUCAACCCUUUUUCCUGAAAUAAUGAUUGGGAUGGAACUUAGGGAUAAAGUGACAGAAUAUGUCAAGGAACGAAUUUCAGCAUUAAGGAUAGCUAAUCCAGGUCAAUAUCAAAAUGUCUCAGUGGUUCGAACCAAUUCUAUGAAAUACAUACCAAAUUACUUUGGGAAAGGACAGCUUACGAAGAUGUUUUUCCUGUUCCCGGAUCCCCACUUCAAGGAGAAGAAUCAUCGUCGAAGGGUUAUUAGUCCGCAUUUGCUAGAUGAGUAUGCCUAUGUUCUUGAGACUGGCGGGAUUGUUUAUACAAUUACCGAUGUGGAAGAAUUGGGUGAGUGGAUGAAGGCUUGUUUGGAGAAUCACCCUAUGUUUGAAGCCCUCACAGAGGAGGAGCUUGGAGUAGAUCCUGUUGUAGAGCUCCUGAGCACAGCAACUGAAGAAGGACAAAAGGUGGCUAGGAAUAGGGGACAGACUUUUCAAGCAGUCUAUAGACGUAUUGCACCAUCUCUAUGAUACAUAAGAAACUUAGACAUACUUAAACAGAUGGCUUAAACUAAUUAAGCCAAUCAGUUUUGCUAGGUUACUUUUUACCCUUAUUCUUAUCUGAGCAAAUUUUUUCAUUGUUAAUUUUGUAGGAUUAUGUGCUGAUUAUUUAUUUUCUAGCUAAGAUUUUUAUUAUCUUGUAUUGUACCAUGCUUCUGUUUUAUGAUAUUACUCCGUCUUCCCUAAUUCUCACUUCA
Molecule: messenger RNA, 983 nt
Organism: Jatropha curcas
Lineage: Eukaryota; Viridiplantae; Streptophyta; Magnoliopsida; Malpighiales; Euphorbiaceae
Source: RefSeq, a predicted model, not a curated record